This is a messenger RNA of Esox lucius (northern pike), 2962 nucleotides long. It is a transcript of the gene pcyt1aa, whose product is annotated as phosphate cytidylyltransferase 1, choline, alpha a. Gene Ontology annotation, cellular component: endoplasmic reticulum. NCBI's taxonomy places the organism in Eukaryota, Metazoa, Chordata, Actinopteri, Esociformes, Esocidae. Gene Ontology annotation, molecular function: choline-phosphate cytidylyltransferase activity; phosphatidylcholine binding. The record is from RefSeq and is a predicted model, not a curated record. Gene Ontology annotation, biological process: CDP-choline pathway. The coding region runs from base 465 to 1568 and encodes 367 amino acids. The transcript is spliced from 9 exons.
GAUAUGUCCUGGUUGUUGUAGUUCAUGUGGCGUAAACUGUCAUUCCAAGGACUGAGUUAGCUAGCCAGCUAGCUAGCUAGAAAUACUCUGCUGAUAAUCCGUCGGCUCUAUUCCCUUUUCCCCACUCCUCCAUCCUCGUCCUUCACACAUCGAGCUGCCGGGGCAAUUCGUGACAUUGGACUAGCAAACGUUACCUGAAUGUUUGGAGUCGGUGCACUGUUCUAGCUAGAAAAAAAGCUAACGUUAGCGUUACUUAACUAACCAACUGCUGCAGUGGUUGCCAACAGAGCAAACCAACUUGAUUAUAUGGACUGUCCGUAACGUUAAGCUAGUGUAGUUACAAAAAAAUAUUGUUUGCACCCAUUUUAUCAGCUAGCUUGCGGUAAUAACGUACGUUUACGUUAACUGCUUCUACACUGCAAACUUCAAGCACAAAACAACGCCAACACAUUUCCGGUCCUGGGAUGGAGGCCCACAGCUCAAGCAGGUCGAGCUUGUCCAGGAAGAGGAGGAGAGAAGGAUCCAAUGGGGAGGCGGAGGAGGUGGAGCGGCCGGGGAAGGUCUCAAGGUCAACCGUGGGUUUGAAAGACCCCGCCCCCUUCGCUGAUGAGCUGGAGUCGGCCGGGGACGCGCCAUACCUGAGAGUCAGCAUGGAAGAGGCCAAGAGAGGAACCCCUUUUGAUAGGCCGGUGCGGGUGUAUGCAGAUGGCAUCUUUGAUGUGUUCCAUUCAGGCCACGCCCGGGCCCUCAUGCAGGCCAAGGGCCUCUUCCCCAACACACACCUCAUCGUUGGCGUGUGUAGCGAUGCCCUGACUCACAAGUUCAAAGGUUUCACAGUCAUGAACGAGGAUGAGCGCUACGACGCCGUCAGCCACUGUCGCUACGUGGAUGAGGUUGUCAGGGAUGCACCCUGGACUCUUACGCCCGAGUUCCUCGCCAAGCACCGAAUCGACUUUGUCGCCCAUGACGAUAUCCCGUAUACGUCGGCAGGCCAGGAUGAUGUUUACAAGCACAUAAAGGACGCCGGCAUGUUUGCGCCAACCCAGCGAACGGAGGGCAUCUCAACCUCUGACAUCAUCACGCGCAUUGUUCGCGACUACGAUGUGUACGUGAGACGCAACCUGCAGCGCGGCUACACAGCUAAGGAGCUCAACGUCAGCUUCAUCAACGAGAAGAAGUACCACCUUCAGGAGCGUGUGGACAAGGUGAAGAAGAAGGUGCGUGACGUGGAAGAAAAGAGUAAAGAGUUUGUGCAGAAGGUGGAGAACAAGAGUAUCGAUCUCAUUCAGAAGUGGGAAGAGAAGUCCCGGGAGUUCAUCGGUAACUUCCUGCAGAUGUUCGGCCCAGAGGGAGCGCUGAAGCACAUGUUGAAGGAGGGCCGUGGUCGGAUGCUUCAGGCCAUCAGCCCCAGACAGAGCCCUAGCAGCAGUCCCACGCGUGAGCGCUCCCCCUCGCCCGCCUUCCGCCUGCCUUUCUUAAACAAGAUGUCGCCCUCCCCGCCACCCCAGUACAGCGCCGCAAGGGGGUACCCCAUCAGCGAGGACGAUGACGACUCUGAAGAAGAUUAGGGCUCCCGAAAGAGGGGGGGAAAUCCUGGUCUAUUAGUCCUGCCCUUUGGGCCAUUGACAGUAUAAGAGUUGAAGCCCCUGCAGCCAGUUAGCAAAGUGUCACCUUAUAUCUGUCUAGAAUGAUCCCUCACUUCAGUUACCCCCACCCCCAUAGUUGUACCACUUCAGCAGUCAGUCGAGGAGGGUUUGUGCACACUUGGGUUUUGACCGCUGAUGUUGCUUUUCUGAUCGCACAUUUCAGUUGUCACGUCUUUCCUGGUCGGACACCACUAAUCACUGGAGCCACUCAAUUAACGUUUUAAUUUCACAUUAUCGAUACUUUCUCCUCACCGAUGAGAACAUUUACUGCUAUUAAUUUGAUUAAUAGCCUGCUUCAUUCUUACUCUUAGUGAGUAGAUUUUAUUUUUGUUAGCCAUGAGUUCCUGGGGAAUUUCCUGUUUUGUGUUGUAGACUGAGAGUGGAGGUGUUGGUCUUCUGUUGAAUUCCUUCCCAGAUGAUCUGAGAGUAAUUUUCUUUUUUUUUAGCAGUGUAGUCCAAUGACAACGUCCGCCCUCCCCUCCCCCUCAGUGUUUAUUAUUUUUUGUGUGUGUGUAUGCAUGUACAGUAUCGUGUGUUUAAACUGCUUGUUGUUGUGAAGGCAUGUUAAUGUCCUCCAUCAAUGGACUGGACCUGGACUCAACUUGACCUGUUUGCACACAGUACAUAUAAUUGAUCUCUGUGGUCAGGUUGGAGGUCAGGCGUUGGACAGAUGAUUUCAGAGCACAGUUUGAAAUAGACAACUGGAUCUCAUUCAGCAGGGCUACAUGGAGAGGUUUCCAGGAGGGUUUAGCCCAACCCAAAAACACCGAUCUGCCCAAAGAUGAGAUCACAUUUUAAAUCGACUGUAAGUUUUAUCCGUGGUAAAUCGGUCACUCCUUAGUUAGGGAUCACUUUGUUUCUACUGUCGACUGAUCCUUUGUUUAUCUUUGGGUGUGGUCUUUGUCUCCUUGGGCGAGAAAGCAGGAGUGUUUGUUUUGUUUCCUAUAUAGUUUAAAUAUGGGAUUAUUUUAAGCAUAGUAUUGUUAUAAUGUUGAACUGCCUACAUUAACGGUUGAUGAUGGUAGGAUAUGAUUCCAUAAACUCUCAUCUGACUGGACUGAUUACUUGGGUCAGUCAGUUUUAAGUUUGCUUCUCAUUAGGGCCAUGUCAGUAGAUCCCUUGGAGGUGUCUAAAAUGUAACAAGCCAAUACUAACCUCACAGUCUGACAGAUUCAAAUGCACAUGGCUCUUAGAGCAGCACAGUUUCAACCAUUGUUUUACUGUAUGGGUUCAAUUUGAUUCGCACAUGAAUGUGCAGAGCUGAAUGAACCCAGGGGAACGAUUAGAACAUGGAAUAAAAAAAAAAAAUACAUUAA